CCGCUGCUCAGUCUUGAAUCAUUCUGCGAUAUUGCCCAGUACCCCUAGUCUCAGCGAGACACUCGUCCGACCAAAUCCAAGGAGAUUAAUCCACGAGACUGCAGUUAUCUCUGAUGCAGCCAUCAAGACGAAUCGAGCCGAGAAUCUUUCCACUUCCUCUGGCUGGAACUUUGACACGGACCGUUUCUUCGACCGGCCCCCAAUGCCAAAUAAAGACACGUACGCGCGCCGGACGUAAGCAAUCUCUACACGGCAGGAUAAACGGACUCUAGCAGAAUCCCGGAACAACGCAAAGUAUAAACGCGCAGGCCCAUCUGAGCACUGAGAAUCACUCUCAAUCCACAGUAUGCCCUCAGACUCGACUACUUCUGCUCCUACCCCUCUCCGCAUCACGAUCGUGGGCGCCGGGCUGGGCGGCCUCACCGCAGCCUUGGCCUUGCGCCAGAUCGGGCACAUCGUGCAGGUGUUUGAGCGCUCUGACAGCAAUCCGGAGGUCGGCGCGGCGCUCGGACUGCAGCCCAACGCGAUGCGAGUGUUGAAGCAUUUUGGUGUCCAGGAGGAGAACAUGAAAGGCGUGCUCUUGCGCGGGGUCGUCGCUUUCGACUAUGUGACCGGAGAAGGAAGCGGGAGGAGCUUCGCGCCAAGUGGAGAAGGUGGAGAGAACGAGUGGUCGCUGGCGUGUCAUCGGACCGACAUUCACGAAGAACUGAAGCGCACUGCGCUCGAUCCGGCGGGCGGCCACUCACCCGUGUCGCUGCGCUUCGGUUGCAAGGUCGUAUCCUGCUCGCCGGAAGAGGGCGAUGUAGUGCUCGAGUCCGGCGAGACUGUGCACGCGGACCUAGUUCUCGGAGCAGACGGCAUCAAGUCGCUCAUCCGCACGCAUGUGCUAGGACACGUACAAGAAGCGUUGCCCACGGGGAUCACUUGUUUGCGCACGGUGUACAAAGCGCCUCCGAGAGACGGCAGCUUCACAGGCCUGGAGUGGUUCGACGAGGGAAUCGCGGGCGUUCGCUCUGUUCCCUCGCAGGGUCUCCCCUUCCGGAUGAUUCUUUGCUAUCCGUGUAGGAGUGGAGAACUCAUCAACACGAUUCACUUCUACACGGAAACGGAAGAGGAGAUGGACGCUUCGAUCACACCGAUCACCGCAGCGCAGGUGCGCGCCAAGUUCGCCGAUUACCACGCCAAGUUCCACCGCCUGCUAGACCUGCAAAGCCAUAGCGGCCAGAUCCUUCGCUGGCGGCUGCGCACGGUCCCCGCACUGCCGACAUGGUCCAAGGGCCGCACUGCGAUUCUCGGUGACGCGGCUCACGCGACGGUUCCGUUCUUGGCCCAAGGCGCGGCGAUGGCCAUCGAGGACGCGGGUGUUCUCGCGGGCCUGUUGCCCCUCGGAACUACGCGCGAGGACGUCCCGGCGCGGCUCGCUGUCUGGCAGGACAUCCGGAAGCCGAGGGCGGAUUUCGUGAACAGGACGUCAGUUGAGCAGGUGGCUGCUAUCAUGUCUGGGCGGCAUCAAAAUGCACAUGUUCAAGGCAACACGCGCGCAAAGUUGGCAGAAUACGAUGCGAUUGCCGCCGGUCGUCAGGCUUACCAGGAUAAGUUUGCUAGCGGGCAGAAUGCCUAGUUUCAGAAAGUAUCAGAUCAAUCCAUUUACCCCUGCAAUUCGGUGCAUGUCCUGUGUUUUAAAUUCACAGUCAUCUUGAAUCAGAUAUAGGGUACCAUUACCUGCGCAGUGACUACGAAAAUAGGUCAAGAUAUGGUCAUUCGAUCAGACAGUGAGAGACGCGACCGAUGCUGUAUAUCCUCUUCAAGCCCGAUGGCAGAUCCUAACUCCAAAUGUCAGUCAAUGGGGCAAUGUAGGGACCACGCUUUCCAGCCAUCAGUAGUUCAUCGGACAGAGGAGACACGGCGCGUUGCCGAUGCCGACUACGUCGCGGCGAGCGGAUUUCACGCAGUUGUACGUGCUGCUUCCGGCCGUCCGGACCAAAUCAAAAACGUGUCCGUGCAGAUGGAAGGGUUGCUUUCGGAUCCCAUCACCGAUCAAGCUAUGAGAUGUUCACUACUGUCAUGACCAGAAUCGCUACUCGCACAGAUUGGUAACACGAC
Mycena citricolor is the source of this 2103-nucleotide messenger RNA. NCBI's taxonomy places the organism in Eukaryota, Fungi, Basidiomycota, Agaricomycetes, Agaricales, Mycenaceae. The record is from the annotation of a GenBank genome assembly.